AUCAGAGCCCAUCAUGACCGUGACCAUGAUCAUGAUAGUAUGAAUCCUUCGCUCGUUUGCUUGUUUCAAAAUCUACGCUGCUAUAUUAUCGAAUUCCUCUGAACGUAUAAGCGGGCAUCACACUGUGCCUCUGUCAACCUUUCUGACCCUGUAAAACGGACCGGUAUAUCCAAUUCUCGCUAUCGUAGUAGCGUCUAACUGCCAGCACGUCGAUGGAAAUCCUGUUCUUUUGGAUGUUUACUUGCCCACUUCGCCCCCACUUCAUUUGUUGUCCUCGAAGGAAAAGCCACGAGAGCACCAUACUAUCUCGGUUCCUGCAGUGGUGUAUUUCCACGGAGGAGGCCUGACAGUAGGCAAUAGACGAAGCUGGUUUCCAGCUUGGAUGCAAAACGCAUCUCGGGAUUGGGAUACAUAUUCAUCUGUGCAGAUUACAGGCUUAUGCCUCCUGCGACGGGCCAUGCCAUCCUCGCUGAUAUCAAGGAUGUCUUUAAAUUCGUUUCAGAAGACCUGAACCGUCAUCUGGAAAAGCGCCAGGGUGCGAUUCGGGUCAACGGCGAUGCUACCAUGCUAGAAAAUAGUGGGGCUGACACCACGACCUUAAAUCAUGUACCCACUUUCCAUGUCGACUCUGGCGCUCUUGCCGUUGCUGGGACCAGUGCGGGAGGUUUGUGUGCUUAUCUCGCUGCUGUGCAUGCUUCACCCAAGCCCAAAGCAGUGGCCUCCUUGUACGCUAUGGGUGGUAAAUUUCUGACUGCUCAUUAUCUUACGCCGAAAACGAAGCCAUUCUUACGCGGAAGGGAAAUCCUAGACCCCAAUUUAUUCUCUCAAUAUCUCUACCCUUUCAACGGCUUACUACCAACUUCGGACUCUCCGCUGUCAUACCAUCCACCUACCUCUCCGACCCCUGGGUACCCUGCCAAUGAUCGAAUGCUGAUCGGACGAUUGCAACUUCAGCUGGGCGUGGUGCUGGAUUAUUAUACAGGAGAACAUGAGCCAAGUCUUAGCGCAUUCCUCAGGGAACGUUUGGCCUCACUAUUAGAUAAUUCUACUCCACCAGCCCAAAGUGAUGAUCUACAAUCCCUCAUUCCAGCGAAACACAUAGAAAUAUUCCCCGAGUUCAACGUUAGUUCUGAUUGGCCUCCGACAUGCCUGGUCCAUGGUACAAAAGAUACAGCUGUUCCGCCGCAAGAAUCUUUGCAUAUGUACGGCUUGCUGAAAAAGGCCGGUGUCGAAGUGACGAUGAUGAAUGUCGAGGGGAAAGAGCACUCUUUUGAUUACGAGCCAAAUGCGGACGUGAUCCAUGAACGCGAAUUUGAUAUGAUUGUGGAAUUUUUACAUAGACAGCUGGACAAAGGCCGCGAAAUCGUCGUAUAACUGAAUGGAGGGACACUGGGACAAUUAUGUGUUUGGGACAAUUACUUAUUUACUUAUGGUUAUCUGUACCAUGGACAUGAUGGACAUAUAGAUUGAUAUGAUAGGGCAAUCAUCGAUAGGGUUAGAAAGUUUUAUCUGCUUGACAGAAUUCUUAGGAGUAGCGCUGUAC
Molecule: messenger RNA, 1543 nt
Organism: Serpula lacrymans var. lacrymans S7.9
Lineage: Eukaryota; Fungi; Basidiomycota; Agaricomycetes; Boletales; Serpulaceae
Exons: 4
Coding region: 439-1374 (311 amino acids)
Biological process (GO): proteolysis
Molecular function (GO): serine-type peptidase activity
Source: RefSeq, a predicted model, not a curated record